Molecule: messenger RNA, 3471 nt
Organism: Uloborus diversus
Lineage: Eukaryota; Metazoa; Arthropoda; Arachnida; Araneae; Uloboridae
Product: KIF-binding protein-like
Exons: 1
Coding region: 1-1692 (563 amino acids)
Molecular function (GO): protein binding
Source: RefSeq, a predicted model, not a curated record
AUGCAGGAAAGGGAAUUUAAAGCAUGGCUUUCGUGCGCUCGUGAUGACUAUAAUUCGUGUAAAAAUCUUUUAGAAACGUCCAAGAAUGAUCCGCAAAACGAACCGUAUAAAUCUAAAUAUAAAGCGAAAGAUACUUUCAUGAAUCUUCUAUCCCAGAUGAACCAAUGGAAAUCAAGUGACAAUUUAUUUAUUAUUGCAAUCCGUGCGCUUUUCAAAUAUUACAUAGGAGUCAUAGAUUUAGAAACAGAAGAGCUUACUUCAGCUUGCGAUUCUCUGACAAGCUGUUGGGAAGAAUUGCAAGAUGUUUCAGGAAAGCCAGAAAUUUGCACUUUGGCUGUGAGUGUUUUAAAUCAGCUGAGUAUUUUAUGGUCAAGUAGAGGUGAACUUAAUAAAGCAUUGAAUUAUUUGGAAAAAGCAGAAGAGUUAUACAAUUUCUAUAAGGCUUCAAAUGAAAAUGGUCCAUAUACUUUUGAAGAUCUUUUUGAGACGGAGGACACUUUAAUACGUGAUUGGAUGUCAUUUGAAAAAUUAUUCACUUAUACUUUAUGGUACCUAGCACAAGUUUGCGAACGUAUGAAUGAAAAUGAGAGGUCUGCAAAAUACUGCCAUGAAACUUUGAAGAGACAACUAAAGACAAAAAACUUUGAACACAAGGAAUGGGCAGUAAACUGUGCUACAUUAUCACAGUAUUACAUUCAAGAAAAAAAUUAUGCUUUAGCUCGACAUCUUUUAUCUAGUUCAACUUACAUUCUUGAGAUUUUCGAAGCUACUCAGGUGGAAGCUGUGAGAGAUGAAGACUCGCAGGAUGAUCUAAAGCGAAGUAAAGCAGAAGUUGGGUGGUGCUGGUUGAAAUAUUGUAUUAAUUUACUCACUGAUUCAGCUGAAAAGGACUUUCCCCGUGAAAAUACUUCAGUUGAGCCACAUUUAAGACUUUCUGAUGAGAAAAAAGUUUUAGACAUGGAAACAGAAAUAUUGUGCAGUGUUUCCAAUUUCGCUGAAGCACGAAAAGUUUUUCUUUUUGGACAGAAUUGUGUAACUGAAGUAAAAAGUUACUAUACUUUAGAUACUUAUGCAAAUAAUCAUGUUCAAGCUGUCCAGGACUAUAGUAAAUUAUAUAAAGCCCUUGCGUUACAUGAACGAGAUACAGGACGGUUGAGUAAAAUGAAUAAGCGUUGUAUAGACAUGUUGGAAUUUGUUUUAUCCAAAAUGAAUCCUCAAUAUUAUUUGGCAGUUUGCAGACAAUUGAGGUUUGAAUUGGGAGAAACAUUUUACGAAAUGGUUGACCUAAAAUUGAAAACUGCAAACUCAAAUCCUCAAGGUCUUUCUGUAGCUGUGAUACAGAAAAUCAAUUCAUAUAUCAUGCACAGCAUUAAGCAUUUUUCGGGCUUUUUAGAUUCACUUCGAGAGAGCUCUGGAGAUCUGCCGGAGACUUUUUCUGAAGAUCUUGCUCGCCCAGCUUUAGUUGCUCAUUUCUAUUGCGGUAGACUUCAUUCAAAGUUGAUUGUUCAAGAUACUACAGAAAAGCUGAAAAACAUUUCUAAAUGUGAAGAGAAUUAUAAAUUUAUAGUGAACUAUGUUGAAAAAAAUCCUGAGCAUGCACAUUUUAUGACAAAGGAACUGCCUGUUAUAAAAGAAAUGUUGGAAUUGUUGCCGGAAAAGAUACUUCAAAUUCAUGGUUCAACUAUUUAUUAGUUUUUUCCUCUCCAUUUUCUGCAAAUUUAUGUGUAUCAAAUGAGUUGUAGAUUUUAAGAAGGGGAAGGACACUGGGAGCCCAUGUUCCCUCCUCCUUUCGGAAAAGAGAAAAUUAAUUUAACCAUCCGUUUAAUAUUUUUUAAAUUCCUUCCUCUACAAAACCACGUUUUUUAAACUCAUUUAAAAAACACAACAUAAUCACUUUUGUUUGCUAAGUAUUACUGAAGUUUGAAAGAAUACAUUUAAUUCGCUUGUCGCAGCGUCUUGGAAUUGAAUUAUGCUACUAUCACAAUUCAUCUAUUAAUGCUUCUUUGGUAAUGUCAGUAAUUAACAUUACAAAAAAGUGCACCUAGAAGAGCUACUUCAAUCUAGGUAACUCAUUGUGAAAUUAUGAACUACUUUUUCAGCUUAUUAGAUGAAAAAUGAAAGAAACCUCGCAGUACUUUCAGGCUAAGGCCCCUAUAUAUAUAUGAGCCGAUGCAUCAGCUUAAGAUCAGCCUUUUUGGAUCAGAGCGCGUGUUUGAGGGGUUGUCUUUUCUGGCGGGUUAUCGCGUUGGUGAUUGUUUACUGUAAACAAUUAUUAGCAGCACGUGAAUUGUUUGUAAAAUAAAAUGUUAUUUUCUGCAAAUUUGGCGAAAUCUGAAACUUUGCUGUGGUAACCCAAGCAGUGCAAUGAUGAAAAAUCUGAUCCAAAAUGGCUAAACUUAAGCUGAUGCGUUGGCUCAGCGGCUCUACUUCAGGCAGGGCCGGUGUCGGCCGCCCGCGUGCAAAAAUCCAAUGUGCCGCCCCUCCAGAGGAUUUUGCAUAAUUUGACUAAUACUUAAGGUCCUAUCCAUACUCUUCAAAUUAUUUUAUCAAGUUCGAUCUUUGAAAAGAAAAAAAAAAGAAAAUUUAUUUGAAUUCUGAAAUUUUGAAUUAAAAUUAUGUUUCUCGCAAUCACGACAGGACCCUACUCAUUGGAGUUAUUGUUUCUUGAAGCGGCUCCUGUCACCCCAAGCCUGCCCCUCCUCCUGGGCGGUUACGUUUGUAUAGUUGUGUGUGCAGGCGUGCGUGCAUGUGUAGGCUUGUGUGUGUGCGUAGACCUGUGUGUAUGCACUUGGGCAUGUGUGUAUGUGUGUAACGACGCAUGUGUGUGAACGUGCGUUUGUAUAGGACAUGGACGCCAUCGACCAGGAGAAGCGGAAUUCGGGUGACAGUGAUCAAGACCAGAGGAGCCGGUGGGCAGUGGUGCUGCAGUCCUGGUCCUAGCAGAAAAAGGAACCACAAUGCCAAGGACCGUCAAAUGAGAACAAUAAGCAAUCGUGAUUGCUCAAAAAAUGAAAAGGAUGAAUUUAUAAAACUAAGAAAAGUUUUUUUUUUUUUUUUUGAGUUGACGAUAAAACAUUCAAAAUUGACGUCAAAAAUUGCAGUUUUUGGAAACUUUAGUUGUAAGGUAUUUUGGGGUUCUCUCCUGAAAUUCUUUCAAAAUUGAAGUCAAUUUUAAGCUAUUUUUGGUGACCUUAGCUUAGGAAAAAUCGCGGUCUUCCCGAAGUUGGAAAGUCAAAACUUCCCGAAAAUUCUCCAAAAGCGGAAGUUUUGAACACACAAUUUUGAGCUAUAUUUGUUGAGGUUAUGGAUGAGAGGGGUGUUUCGAACGCUUCUUAUUCAAACUUUUCGAAAUUGAAGUCUAAGACGUCAUUUACCACUGUAAAAUGUCGGAAAUGGAAAUCAAAAUAAGAAAAAAAAAUGCUAUACGGUAGCCCGGGGCACGUUUACAGAGGUUAGAAUUUAUUAUGUGAC